AGUUUGGAUUCAGUCAGUUAUCAAACAUGGCGGCUGACAAGUAUUUACAAUGAAAAGCAGGAUUGGAUCUUUGCCGAUUGCUGAAAGCUAUUUUUGAUGACAGAUCAAUCCAAAAGAAUGAUUCGCUAACAAUAUUUCUUGGCUCUGUAGUGGUGUUUGAUGAGACACCAUGUCUGCCAAGCACAGAAAGGAGUCAAGCGAUGAAACAGAAAGUUCAACAGCUCCCGACAGUACGACCAGAGAAAAGCUGGGGUUCUCCAUUGGAGAUGAGGUGCUGUUGAACCGAAAGGAUGGCAAUUUCUAUCUGGGAACUGUUGUCGAGUUGGACAACGUGCGCGAGCAAUGUCUGAUCAAGUUUGAUGACAACACGUCGAGCUGGUCACACGUGAAACACGUGACACGUCUGUCUCCCGUGGGUGAUGGAUUCGACGACGACGUGGUGAUGUGUGUCGUGUGCAAGCAGAGUGAGCCACAGGCCACUAUUGUCGUCUGCAACCGGUGUGCACGGGGCUACCAUCAGCUGUGUCAUCAGCCGGCAAUCAGCAGUGACAGCAUGCGUAAAUGGCAAUGUCGCCGUUGUCAGGUGCCGCUGAUUGAUGAGCUGCGUGCCUACCGCAAGAAGGCCAAAACCAAAGCUGCAUCGCCCACUAAGAAGACAGCUGCUGCUGCACCCAAUGCAGCUGUAGAUGCACCCAAUGCAGUUGCAGAUGCUCCAAAUGCAGCUGCAGUCCAGUUGAGGUCAUCAGGGCAGCAGGAGAAUGCAAGACUCCAGCCGGAGUCGAAUCCUAGGUUGCAGUUGCCCUACGAUUUGAAAAGCCUGGUGUGGGACGAACAGCACGAGGUGAACUCUCAGCAGAAAUACUGCUAUUGUGGUAGCAGUGGAGACUGGUACCUGAAGAUGUUGCAGUGUUCUCAAUGCAGGCAGUGGUUCCAUGAGCGCUGUGUUUCCUGUCUACAGUACCCGCUCUAUUUGGGCGAUAGGUUCUAUGUGUUUGUGUGUGGCGUAUGUAACGUGGGUGUCGAGUUUGCGCGUCGUCUGGAGGUGGGUUGGGUGGACCUGGUGCAUUUGGCACUGUUCAAUAUGACUGUGUGCCGCGCCGAGAAGUACCAUCACAUCGACCAGCACAUCAACUAUUUCAUCAACUGUAACUGGACCAGUCUACAAUUGCCACCAAAGAUUAGUAAAGUCCGGCCAAAAGAAAGAAAAACUAUUAUCACAAAUGUACUUAUAAAAAAUAGCUCUAGGUUUAAAAGUGCGCGCGAACUGAAGAAGAACAGCUCAUUGUGGGGACUGCGCAUGCGUGUACCACCCCCUCCACCACCCGUACCGCGGCUGCCAACCCUCCCCACCGCCACCCCUCUCACAGAGCAACGGCUACUCAACGCCAACCCUACCUGCAAGUUCCUACCACACAGGCCAGUUGCUUCGCCACAAAAGACUGAUGUAAAGAACCACGUGAACCAGAGCAACCACAACCACAAUGGGGAUAUUGUGGAAGGCAUUCUGCCCAAGGCGUGGCGAUCGGACAAGGUGCAGGCGGGCAUUAAGAUGCUUCAUAUAGAUGCCAGGCCCCUACUGCUGCCUAAGGGCAUGCCUGCUACCGGCCAUAAGGUUUGUAUAAAGAGUUCGGUGCCGUGCUUUCCGGAGUCGCGGUCGCAAAUCGAGAAGCGAAUCAGAGCGCAAAAGGCUGAAAACAAAAAGAUGAAAGACUUGCUGGCGCGCAAAGCCAGGAAACUGCUCAAAGAUGCCAUUGCUACCAGUCAAAAAAUGAGCGCCGACCUCCCACUAACCCCUCCCUCGUCCGACACGCCCCCUAGCAGCGGCAGCAGCAACAACACCACCCCCCCUAGGGGCAACGACCCGCCCACCACUGCCAACACCAUAUCGCUCGUGUCCACCGAUGAGGAGGAGGAAGAGGAGGAGGAGGAGGAUGAUAGCGAUGGGGAGGAGAGUGAUGAUGAGGAGGAUGACGAUGAUGAUGAUGAUACAACGUCUCACGGCACGCUGGAUUCGAUUAUACCGCCGCCCAAGGAUUUCCAAGGCAAAAACAAUCCGUUCAGUGUAGCCGAGUUGCUAGGUGGUGUUGCCGACGAAACUGAGGCAACCCUGGAGCAACCCGAGUUGCCUAGCCUGGCAGCCGAAAUCCCGUUGCCGAUCACACUCACCCCAGUAGUCACCCUACGGCCCACAAAGCGGCGACUCAGCGAGAAAGAUAUUCGGAUAAACAGGAACGGAGAAGUGAAGCGGAGACGUCUACGGAGACAGUGUGUCAACAAGAAAAAGAUGAACGGGUUCUACGGCGGGGUGAUGACGUCACACCUUACAACCGUCUACGGCGGCCAAAUUGUGAAUGGGAAACGGUUGAGGAGUAGUGCGGUGACGUCAUCUUCGUCGCCAGUGAAAAGUGAGGGUUCACAGAGGGGCGGAGGUGUGGCGAUCUCUCUGAGUGAUAUCAAGAAUUCGGUGAAUCAUUAUUUUGGCGCCGAAAAUAGGAUUGCUAGAGGGGAGAGGUAUACGGUGAGGGCUAAGAGGGUGGUGGAAGGGCGGACUGAGUAUUUGAUCGAGUGGGGAGGGACAUAAUAAUGGCUGAAUUAGGGGUGGAAAGGUUGCUUCCAGGUAUUUAGUUAAAUGAGGUCGCUUUAUCCAAAGUUUGUUCAACUAUUAAACCCGUUUAAUCAAUGUAUGGUUUCAUUCAUUAUAAUGUGUUGUAAUUGAGCCAGCUGAUGGUUUAAACUAGUGA
Messenger RNA from Nilaparvata lugens (brown planthopper), 2741 nucleotides. RefSeq lists its product as uncharacterized. Gene Ontology annotation, molecular function: DNA binding; chromatin binding. Lineage: Eukaryota; Metazoa; Arthropoda; Insecta; Hemiptera; Delphacidae. The transcript is spliced from 13 exons. Bases 170 to 2581 code for a protein of 803 amino acids. Gene Ontology annotation, biological process: chromatin organization; regulation of DNA-templated transcription. Gene Ontology annotation, cellular component: nucleus. The record is from RefSeq and is a predicted model, not a curated record.